AUGGGGAUGGAGAUAUUUUCCUGGAAGCUCCUUCAUGGAGUAGUACCUGCUGAUGUAAAUAUCCAGGCCAAAGGGAUUUAUCUAUCCUCUCGGUGCAACUGCUGUAGCGAAUCUCCUAACAGGAUUCCGCAUCUGCAGGCCCUCUACGUUGCUGGAAGAUGGAACCAAUGGUGGCCGGCCCCAACCCAGGUUUGCAGCUCGAAAUCCAAUCGCAGGCUGGCCCCUUUGAUCAUUUUUUGGGAGAUUUGGAAAGCACGCAAUGCUUGUCAUUUCGAUGGCACCCCGGUCUUAGUCCCUGCCGCCAUAGGCCAAAUUUCUUGGUGGCUGUCCAGAAUCUCUAGUGCCCAGAGCAAGCUCCCAAACAAAGGUCUUUGCAGCAGCAGUGGUAACUAUUUUGCAGGUGGCCAGUCCAAACUGAGAGCCCAGAGGCACUGCAGAUUCCAAUUUGUGCGAUGGGUGGUACCGUCUUCGGGCUGGUUUAAGCUGAACAUAGAUGGCUCAUCUUGCGGGAACCCCGGGCUCUCAGGCGGAGGGGGGCUAUGCAGAAAUGAUAGCGGUGCUCUCAUCUUUGCUUUCUAUGUUGGAUAUGGUAUGGGUUCUAACAACAGAGCAGAAUUAAGAGCGGUUCGUGACAGUCUUUCUCUUUGUAGAUCCUUUGGGCUAAGUACGGUGGAGGUGGAAACAGAUUCAAAAUUGGUGGCAAAUAUGCUUAAUGGUAGAUCCCACCCAUCCUGGAUCUGGAACCCUUGGUUGAAAAGGAUAAAAAAUUUUAAGCGGUUGGGCACCUUUGUGUUUAUUGUUAUCCCAAGAGAGGGGAAUGCUCCAGCGGAUAGCUUGGCAUGCUCGGGCAGGGAUCUCUAG
Molecule: messenger RNA, 861 nt
Organism: Magnolia sinica
Lineage: Eukaryota; Viridiplantae; Streptophyta; Magnoliopsida; Magnoliales; Magnoliaceae
Exons: 2
Coding region: 1-861 (286 amino acids)
Molecular function (GO): RNA-DNA hybrid ribonuclease activity; nucleic acid binding
Source: RefSeq, a predicted model, not a curated record